Messenger RNA from Trichogramma pretiosum, 1659 nucleotides. RefSeq names its product zinc finger protein OZF-like. The record is from RefSeq and is a predicted model, not a curated record. NCBI's taxonomy places the organism in Eukaryota, Metazoa, Arthropoda, Insecta, Hymenoptera, Trichogrammatidae. Bases 83 to 1309 code for a protein of 408 amino acids. The transcript has 3 exons.
ACGAAUAUUUACAAAUAACCUCAAAUAUUUGCUCGGAGCAUAUUGUGAAAAUUCCCCGUGAUUGGAUAUAAUCAACGAAGUUAUGGAAAGUUUAGGAAACAUAAUUAGUGUGAAAGAAGAAUCAUAUGAUGUUUGGUCAGAAGCAGAAGACUAUAUUUUCGAUUCGAAGGACUCUUGCGAAAUCAAAAACAUUAAAACAUUCAAUUUUUGUCCAGCAUCAGUAAAUUUCGCAAAUGAGGCUAUGCAGUUUCAAAAAAAGUUAGGUGAAAACAUUUUCGUUGAUUUUGAGUGCAAAAAUGUUAAACCAGAGCUAAAGUCUUCACCAACAAUAAACUUCAAAACUGAGUUCCAAAAUUAUCCACCAAAUGUGAAAAUAGAAAAUGAAAAUCAAACCAAUGAAAUAAAUGAAAAUAUAUUCAUUGAUUAUGAGAGCAAAAAUGUUGAGCCUGGAUUGAAGUCUUUACCAAUAACCAUCUGCAAAAAAAUUCAAAACAAAUUAUCACAUGAGUGCAAAAGGUGUCCCAAAACUUUCAAUCGAAAAGCGAAAUUAAAUAUGCACAUCUAUGCUACACAUAAGGGCAUUAAAUUAUAUGAAUGUGAUAUUUGUCACAAAUCAUUUGGAUACAAACAUAACCUUCAACGCCACAUAAUUUCAGUACAUUAUCGGAGCAAACCUUUCAAAUGUGACAUUUGCCAUAAAUCAUUUGGACUCAAACAUCAUCUUCAACGGCACGUAAAUGCAGUACACAAUCUGAGCAAACCAUUCGAGUGUGACACUAGUCACAAAUCAUUUGAACGAAAAAGUAAUCUUGAAGUUCACAUAAACGUAGUACACAUUCGUAAUAAACCCUUUGAAUGUGACAUUUGCCAUAAAUUUUUUGGAUUCAAACAUAGCCUCGAACGUCACAUAAAUGCAGUACAUAUUCGUAAUAAACCCUUUGAAUGUGACCUUUGCCACAAAUCAUUUGGAUUCAAACAUAGCCUCGAAAGUCACAUAAAUGCAGUACAUAUUCGUAAUAAACCCUUUGAAUGUGACAUUUGCCAUAAAUCAUAUGGAUUCAAACAUAUCCUCGAACGUCACAUACAUGCAGUACAUAAUCACAUCAAGCCUUUCGAUUGUAACAUUUGUCUUAAUUCAUUUGCGUACCAGAGUCAUCUCAAAAGGCACAUAAUGACGGUACAUGAUCGUAGCAAACCUUUCGAAUGUGAAAUUUGUCGCAAAUCAUUUGGACAAAAGAAUAACCUCAAAAGUCAUGUAAGUACAGUACAUGAGUACAGUAAGAGUACAGUGAGAAAGUACUGUACAUGAGUACAGUGAGAGCAAAACCGUCCAUUGCGACAUUUGUCACAAAUCAUUCGGAUCCAAGAGUGAAUUUAAUAAAUACGUAUAUUCCACACAUGAUCUCAACAAACCUUUUGAGUGUAACGUUUGUCAUAAAUCAUUUAGACACAAAUAUAACCUUCAACGCCACAUAAUUUCAUUACAUAAUCGGAGCAAACCUUUCAAAUGUGACAUUGGCCACAAAUCAUUUGGACUCAAACAUCACCUUCAACGACAUAUAACAGUGUACAUAAUCGCAGCAAAGCCGUCAAAUGUGACAUUUAUCACGAAUGAUAUACUCGCAAAGACACUCUCAAACUUCACGGAAUGAUGGUACA